Molecule: messenger RNA, 2147 nt
Organism: Lethenteron reissneri (Far Eastern brook lamprey)
Lineage: Eukaryota; Metazoa; Chordata; Hyperoartia; Petromyzontiformes; Petromyzontidae
Product: complement C1q tumor necrosis factor-related protein 5-like
Molecular function (GO): protein binding
Source: RefSeq, a predicted model, not a curated record
UUGCGCUGUUGGCAGCGUCCCGUUCACGAGUCUCUGCGACCACAUCGUUCACCGUCUGCCCAGGCCGCGCGUUCAGCGGAAAGCCACGAGGUGAAGGAUAACACUGGUCAACACACUUUUUCUGGCAUAAGGACAACAAUGUACUUCCUGUGGUCGCUGCUUGCGGCGACUCUUCUCAGCGCCCUCGCAGAGCCGCAGUACAACACAGUUCAAGGCCAUUGCUCGGGGCAGAAUGGACUGCCGGGGAUUCCAGGAACUCCCGGGCAGCCUGGUCCCAUGGGCAGGGAUGGAAAAGACGGUCCGUCUGGACCAAGAGGUGACCCUGGUGCUGCAGGAAGCCGAGGUGAACCAGGAUUGCCCGGAAAGAUCGGACCCAGCGGAGCGGACGGGCCAAUUGGACCUCCAGGACUUCCCGGCCCAAAGGCAGACAAAAUAGACUUUUCAACGCUGCCAAAGUCAGCCUUCACUGCCAAGAUCUCUUCCUCAAAGCCUCCAGCGGAUUCACCCAUUAAGUACGACAUCGUCAUCUCGAACGAGCAAAACCAUUACAAUCCCUUAACUGGAAAGUUCACAUGCGUUCAUCCCGGCACCUACUACUUUGUGAUACACGCACACGUUCGCGAAAUCACCAUAUGUCUGUCCAUCAUGAAGAAUGGGAGCAAGAUCUCCAAUAGUUGCAUUGACUUUCACGCUGCCAUUCAUUCCAUGGCCAUGAGCGGGGGUUCAGUGAUGAAGCUGAAGGAGGGAGAUGAGGUGUGGGUUCAAUCGCAAAGCCCUUACGUUGGUCUCUAUUACCAACCCGGUUAUCGUGACGACACGUUUACAGGUUUUCUCUUGUUUCCCGACUAGGAAAAGAGUACUGUACACAUGUAACACAAAUUCUAGCAAACUUUCGAUUUACAAUCUAAAUAAUUAUGUACUUAGCUUAUACACUACUGCUAUGCGAAAUCCAAUUUGAGAAAAGUCAUUGGGAAUCCGGAGGCCCCUCGCCUUUAAGUGGCAUGCGGAGGAGAGGCACGUGAAGGAAAGCUCCUCCUCAUAAUCGCUCCCUCUCGUCGUGCAUCACUAAAUGUGGUGACUGACACCAGGGCGGUGAUUUCUCCCGCACCUUCCGACGAGCACGGUUGGCUCUAGUAUGGUGCGAAAGAAGUUAAACAUACGUAGAACUACAUGCGUACGUACAGAGAGCUGACGCUCAAUCAGAAGAAGCUGAGCCGGAGUGGGGAAUCACAGCGGAGGAGGGUGACCAUGUGAAUAGCUGUGCCAGAGGUCGCAAACGGGUUUUGAUUCCUUACCCGUACCCGUACCCGGCCGCACCAGGGUCGCAAACGGGUACCCGUACCCGUACCAAGCCGUACCCGUACCCCAACCGUACCCGGCCGGGUACGGGUGGGGUACGGGUAUCGGGUACCUGAUUGCGACCUCUGGGAUGAAGCCAUGUUGCAGGCGUGGGUGGGUUGAUUCUAGGAACUUGAAUUGUGAGAAGAGACAAGACGUUAGGAAAUGAGUGGCAAACGGUUACUCACCAUUGACUCACGGCCUACCCGUACCCGGCCGCACCAGGGUCGCAAACUCUCCCACUCACUCACUCACCCACCCACCAAUUCAGCUACUCACUCACUCACUCACCCACCCACUCACCCACUCACUCACCCACCCACUCACCCACUCACUCACUCACCCACGCACCCACUUACUCACCCACCAACCAGAGGUCGCAAACGGGUUUUGAUUCCUUACCCGUACCCGGCCGCACCAGGGUCGCAAACGGGUAUCGGGUACCCGGUUGCGACCUCUGAGCUGUGCUUUCGAGGAAUGCCGUGGCUGAGUGGGAAUGUGGGCAAUCACAGGGAAGGGCUGACCGUGGGAAUGGCUGUGCUUUUGAGGGACGUGGUGUGGAGAUAGUGAAAUGGAAGAAUAUGUGAGACAGCGGAGGCAAGACCAGAGCAUGGGUUAAUGUUUAAUUCAGCAACAUAUUUCCACAUCUCCGAUUGGCACAGUUGGAUACGAAAAGUGCGAAAGACGGUCAACAUACAGUAAGUACAUACAACAUUUAAGUAGAUGUCUUUUUUAAAAUGGAUUUCGUUAUACGGUUGCAAAUGACGACGAGAUACACUCAUGUGAAAAUAAAAGUAUUCGAAAACGGA